GCUUCUCCCGUGCUGUCCCUGCCCGCUUGCUGUGCUCCCACCGACAUGGCCGUGUCACCUGGGAGCUGUGGGGGAUGCACCCAAGCCCCAGGCCGGGGGGAUCCCCCCUUUCCCCUCUGCACCCCUGCAAGCUGCCUCAUCGCUGCCGUUCUCCAGGCAAACUCCAUCCCGGCCAGCCACUGCACAUCUGCAUCAUGAGUCUGAGAAAGAUGUGCUUUUUCCAGUGACUCAGCCGGGCACAGAGCCAAGCUCCUCUCUUUGCCCCACCCAGGAGCUCAGGGUUUGAGAACCUCCUUCCUCUUCCCAAAAGCCGUCGGAGAAGGGCACGUUUCAAACUGAAGCCUUUGCAAAGUGUUAAGGCUGUUUUCAAAAGCUUCCAUUUUGCCCAUCAGAUCAGCCUUGGCUGCAUCCCAACUCCUGCACAGCCCUAUGUGCUGAUGGAAACCCCCCACGACCACAGCCUGAGCAAAAAGUGCACAGAAAGUACUGAGAAAGCUCCAGAACUGGUUUCAGCAACUUUUUCAAGUUUGGGAGAUCAUCAAGACUUUGCCAGUGAUGCUAACAAUAAUUGCCUCUGUGGGAAGUGACUAAAACCAAACAGAAGGAAAGAGGACAAACAUGCAAUUGAGAGGGACAGAAAGAGAUGUCUCACCUGUCAUCUUUGCUGUAGUGAAGCUUUUGGAGGGCUUACUGGGAAACUAAAAUGGCUGAGGUUUCACAUAUUGCUUAGGUAAGUCCCUUUUCAGCCCCUUUUGAAGUACCCCUGGUAUCAGCAAGCAGCUCCAGAGGCUGGGACAGUAGGUAGGAGGAAGGGACAUUAGCAAAGGUGUCUUGCUCCUGGAACAGCUCCUUGCACAUCAGCUAGCACCAGCCAUUUCAUCCCCCACUGGAGUGUUCCUCAGUGCUGGGGCUGAGCCAGCACAGCUCCCACUGCAGCACACACCUCUCAGCCCCCGGACGAGAUGGCCGCCCUCAUCGCUGAGAACUUCCGCUUCCUCUCCUUGUUCUUCAAGAGCAAAGACGUGAUGAUUUUCAAUGGUUUGGUGGCCCUGGGCACGGUGGGGAGCGAGGAGCUCUUCUCAGUCGUUGCCUUCAACUGCCCCUGCUCCCCUGCCCGCAACUACAUCUAUGGGCUGGCUGCCAUCGGUGUCCCGGCCCUGGCCCUCUUCCUCAUUGGUGUCAUGUGGAACAACCACACCUGGAACCUGGUGGCCGAGUGCCACAAGCGUGGCACCAAGAACUUCUCUGCUGCUGCCACCUUCCUCCUCUUUGGCUCCAUCCUUGGCCGGGCAUCCGUGGCACCCAUCACGUGGUCGGUGAUCUCUCUGCUGCGUGGGGAAGCUUACAUCUGUGCCCUCAGCGAGUUUGUCAAGCCGUCCUCCCUGGACAAGUUUCCGGCUGAGUACGGGGCUGAGGUGCUGGCCAAGUUCCCCUGUAGAGACGUCCCUGCAAACCUCACCAAGUCCAGGGACGAGGUGACACGGAGGCUGAGAUACGAGUCCCAGCUCUUCGGCUGGCUGCUCAUCGGCAUCGUUGCGGUCCUGGUUUUCCUCACCAAGUGCCUGAAGCACUGCUGCUCGCCGCUCAGCUACCGGCAGGAGGCCUACUGGGCCCAGUACCGCGCCAACGAGGACAAGCUCUUCCGACGCACGGCCGAGGUCCACUCCAGGAUCCUGGCAGCCAAGAAUGUCAAACAGUUCUUUGGCUUUGUGGCACUGGACAAGGAGGAGAAGGAGCUGGUGCAGGAGUUCCCGGUGGAGGGCGUGCAGCCGAGCCCCCAGUGGAAUGCCAUCACAGGUGUCUACAUCUACCGAGAGAACAAGGGCUUCCCCCUCUACAGCCGCCUCCACAAAUGGGCCAAAGGAGUGGAGGGGAAUGGGCCAACCCCAGAAGGCCACGAACUGCUGUUUUUAGCUUCCUGAGACAGAUGUGCACCCCACUUCCCCAGACUGCCUGUAUCGGUGCUCAGCUGAGGGAUGCACUGGGAACAUUCCUCCCAGCAGCAUGACUUCUCUCAGCAGGUAAACAGGAAUCAACAGCCUCAAGGAAGACUGAUAAGCAAUACCCCGAGCUGGGAAACCCCUCUCUUGGAAACAACAGUCACACUGAUGUUCCCAGAGACACAGGGGAGCAAAGAGCAGAUGCUGGGCAGGUCCCAGAGCACUUUACAGACUUUGCCGCCUUCUUUUGCAGGCAAAAGGAAGCAGUGGGUAAAUUUCUGUCUUGAUUUGAAAAACAGGUGUCUGCUAAGGAAAGCACGAGUCUCUCUUGAAAUGGGAAAUGUAACUCCCCCUCCCUCCAAAUUAUUAUAAUUUUGAAAUUAAGGAGUUCUCAAGCAAAGAUAUGGGAAUAGGAAUAACAGUUCUUUACUAGGAAAAUUAAAAUAGAAAUACAAUAUUACAAAGAACAAACCAAAACACUGGCAGAGUUAGAAUACAACCUGACACCCCAUCAGUCAGUCAGGGUGUUGCUAGCAGUCCCAUUAAAUGGUGGCUGCAGUCCUCCUGCAGUGGCAGAUGUGGUUCAGUUGGAGCAGUGCUCCUGUAGAAGGGUGCAGUUUUCCUCUGAACGUCCAGUGAUGGUGUGGAAAGGUCUGGUUUUCCUCUGGAAUCCAGUUGAAAAAGGCUGCCCUGACGUUCCAAAUCUCAGACUUUAUCUAGGUAGGAAAUGCUUGGCUCCUCCCCCUGGCUGGAGCAUCUCACAAUGGGAUGUUGUAAUUUUAUCAGUCAUGCAGUGGGACUUAAUGAUGGAUUGUGGAAGAGAUAAAGAACCUGGUUUCAACAGAUGGUUGCAAGCCAAGACAAUUCCUGGGGCAAGGAGGAUGCAAUAGCAUCUAGGAUGGAAUGGGUCAGUAACAUAGCCACAUUCCAAAUAACAGAGACUAAAGCAGGAGGAAUCACCAAUAUGCCUGGUAUUCAGAAAGGCACUCUGUAAUCACCAAGUUGAAAUUUGGGUAAGAGACCGAACUCCCUUUGUUCUUACUGAAGUGCCUGGCAAUUUCUGAUGAACCCAAAUGGUCGCCACCAUGAGUCUAUACACCCAAAGGAGGCACCAUCAGCAGAACAGCUUUGGGGCAAGGUAGCACGGUGGAGAUUGAGUGGAAUCAGUACCCACAGCACUCUGCACCUCAUUGCAUUUCUCAUCCAACCAUUGGAUGAGAGUCCUUUGUUUAGGUUACAAGCUGCAGGAAGUCCUCAUCCAGAUUUGGCUUUACAUACAUGUGUAUAUAAGCAUACAUAUAGUGUAUAUACUGUGUAACUGUAGUUAGUCAGUUGUAAUUAUGGAGCAUCUUUCUCAGAAGGGAAGAGGAUGAGAAAGCUGCCAGCCCAAAGAGCACAUUGCAUUCACCCAUCUGCUGCACUGGGACUGCAGCCCUGGAGCAACAAGGGAACAGCAGUAACAGGAUUGGGGAGCAGCCCUCUCCCCACCCAUCUACCACUGAAUUUUCUAAAACUUUCCACUGCCUUAAUUGGCCCCUGGAGCAGAAGGUCUCUUUUAUGGACUUGGCAAUAUUCUUGGAAAGCAAAACCAGAAAGGUGUAAAAUUACUGCCCUCACCAAGACACUGUGUGACUAUGGCUUCAAGGCUGCUCCUCUGGCAUUGCACAGUCCCUUUUCUCCCAAGGGUCAAUCCUGUGUACCCAAUACUUUUCAAAGAGGUGGCAGGACAGAGAAGUUUGUUCUUCCUACUUGAACUGUUUUGUUAUAGGUACAACUUCCUCUUACACUGUGCCAUUUACCAAAAAGCCUUAAGUUGUUAAAAAAACAGCUCAAACCCUCAGAACUCAGAGGGGCUUACAAGGAAAUUUGAAAUACAUUAUUAAAUGAGA
Messenger RNA from Oenanthe melanoleuca, 3829 nucleotides. It is a transcript of the gene CALHM2, whose product is annotated as calcium homeostasis modulator family member 2. Gene Ontology annotation, molecular function: monoatomic cation channel activity. The record is from RefSeq and is a predicted model, not a curated record. The transcript is spliced from 3 exons. Bases 963 to 1922 code for a protein of 319 amino acids. Lineage: Eukaryota; Metazoa; Chordata; Aves; Passeriformes; Muscicapidae.